Molecule: messenger RNA, 2923 nt
Organism: Melanotaenia boesemani (Boeseman's rainbowfish)
Lineage: Eukaryota; Metazoa; Chordata; Actinopteri; Atheriniformes; Melanotaeniidae
Exons: 11
Coding region: 352-2532 (726 amino acids)
Source: RefSeq, a predicted model, not a curated record
AUUUAUUUUAAUUUGUCCAUACAUUUCCUUAAUAAAUAAAUCACAAAUUUUAACGUUUUUUCUGAACUGUUUAAUGAGGUGUCUAUAUUCAUAAUUUUAGGAUUUGUUUGAAAUUCUGUUUAGGGUGACAAUUUAAAGGAGAGCACCAUGAAAGGGUUAAUGAGGUUUAAGGUUGAGUUCUCAGGGUGAGAGCUGUGCCUGUGUGUGUGCUUCCCAACACGCUGAUGUGUGUUGAUUACUUGACCAAUCAGAGGUCGAGGAGCGAGGUGAAGAGUUCAGGCUUGUUAAGACCUGCCUGGACACCUGCGUCUCUCCCCUCCUUCAGCUCGUCUCCGAUAUUCAGCAUUUAACAUGGACAGAUUUAAGAGAAGACUUCGAAAUUUAAGGAAUCACCACCAAAAGUGCGAAGAGAGAUUUGAAAAUGCUCGGGCCAAAAAGGACCACUGCCCCUCAUCAAGUGAACAUACACCUGUCAAAGAGAGGCGUGGUGAUGAACCUGAUAAAGCCUGCUAUCCCCCACCAACACCAUCACCAUCCGUAGAAGAUGAGGAGUCUCUGUUAUCCAGCUACAGUGGAUCUGAUGCAGACUACAAACCAUCAUCACCAUCAUCCAGUGAGGAUGAGGUCCUUGCACAAGAGUCAGAGUCCUCCUGCCACAGUGCACCUGAGAAUCACCACAGUCACUCAUCCAGUGAAACUAGUAUCUGGAAGGCUAAGGACCAGAAGGCCAAAGGAGCAACUGAAACCUGGAUAGGCCACUGCUUGAUGACGUGUGAUGGUAAAGCUGAGAAGAAGGCAAAAAAGUUCAAGGAACUGCUGGAUACCUCCUGGUCCACUUACGUGUCGACUAAUGCUCACAGCACAAUUGAGCAACGCAAGUGGGGCAAAGAAGACAGUGUACCUCUGACAGAGGACAUAGUCACCCUCCAGAACUACCUGAGGAAAGCUGAGAACGAGGCAAUGGCAGAGUUAAGAGAGCGUGUGAGUACUACAGCGUACAAAAAAUUAAGUGAGAGCCUUCUUGCACAAAUCGUUUUCAAUAAGAAACGGGAAGGAGAGGCAUCACGUUUAACCCUUGAGACCUAUCUUAACACAAACACUGGCCAAAUGAACAAAGACAUAUAUGAGACCUUAUCUCCCGUGGAAAAACAAUUGAGCCAGAGACUGACACAUUUGGUGACACGUGGGAAGAGAGGGAGAAAGGUUCCCAUCCUACUUCUGGAGCGCACCAAAGCUUCUCUUGACUUCCUCAUUAAAAAACGGAGGGAAGUUGGCAUACUUGAGGAGAACCCGUUUCUGUUUGCAAGGCUUGGCACAACUACCAAUCUUCGUGGGUGUGACUGCCUCAGAAGAUUUGCAGAAGAGAGCAAGGCCAAAAACCCAGAACUGCUGAGAUCAACAAAAUUAAGGAAGCAAGUUGCUACCCUAUGUCAGCUUCUCAACCUCGACAGCCAGGAACUCGAGCAAGUUGCUCGAUUCAUGGGACAUGAUAUCAGGGUCCACUGCGACUAUUAUCGUCAGACAGAUAAAACAUUCCAAGUGGCCAAGAUUGGCAAACUUCUGUUUGCGAUGGAACAUGGAGCAGAGUCCCUGAAAGGGAGGACUCUACAAACACUGGACUCUGUUAUCAGUGACAAAGGACAUGCAGCCACCCCAAUCAAAGGUCUGAACAGUGUCAAUGAGAGAAGGACGUCGGAUGCAGGAAGACAACAGGAAGCUCAUGAUGAUGGAGAGGUGCCACAUUCAGCUGCAGCAAGGUCACCUGUAAAGAGACUAUGGCAGACUGCAAGAAGAAGACAUGAUGAAGAUGGUUGUGGUGCUGAUGAGGAUGAUGGGAUUAAUAACACCAUUCAAGGAUUUGAAAAUGCAGAUGGAGAGUUGCAAGAAGACACAAACACAGGGAAACGAAAGAUGACUACAGCUAAACAAAAACAUGAUGACGAUGAUUUGAGUGAUGGUCAAACUGGUCCAGACAUUGAAAAAACAGAUGAAAUGGUGUACCAGGAGAGAUGUGGAACACCACCUGUUGAGCAAAAUGAGCGAUCUACCGAGAAACGUGAUGAUGAUGGUUGGGAUGAAAAGGAUAGAAAAGGGCGUGUUAAGAGACAAAAGGAAAAUGUAAACAAACGAAAGCGUCAAGUUGAUGAUGACUGGGAUGGAGAGGAGAGACAGACUGCUGACACCAGAUCCCCUUUGAAGGGCCGAAAGAAGACUGCAGCUACAAGAGAACGUAAUAAUCUUGAUGUUCCAGAAAUGGAAGUCAAGAAACAAGGUAAGAGACCCUGGACUGACAAGGAGAGGACUGCAGUAAAACGACAACUUGCCAAGUUCAUCGCACUGAAGAAGGUUCCAGCAAAGGAAGACUGCAUGAUGUGUAUUUGCAAAGAGUCUCCAGUCCUGAGAACACGGUCGUGGAAAGACGUGAAAUAUUUUGUCUACAAUGAAAUUGUUAAAAUCAAGAAAAAGCUUGCAUUUUGCAGGAAACACCUGGCUGUUCUAUAUUGUUCAAAUCAAAAGCUGCAUUUUGAAUAGUUGCAAUAUGUUUAUAUCUUCUGCACUUUGCACAACAGUCUUGUUACUGGCGUUUUUGGUUGCCAAGACUAAGUUAUAAAUCUAAUGUCCACCAGUUGUUAUUGUUAUUUAUGGAUUGAGUCUGCCAUGUUUGUGUUUAACACUGUGGAACAGGAAUAGCUUUCAGAAAAAGAAGCAUGCACUUCUGAAGUUCACUUGAUUAAUUACUAAAUGUAUGCGCAACCACAAAAGGUCACAAUCAUAUUACAUCUUAAUCAAAUGUGAUCAACAAAUUUCCAGUUUUAACUGGCAGCUCAGCUAUCAGUUAGGACUACUAUUCUAAUUCUUUUUUACAUAGAAAAAAGCCACAGAAUUGAUAUGACUUAAAAAGAAGUUGUUUUGAAAAUUGACA